This is a messenger RNA of Mercurialis annua (annual mercury), 2596 nucleotides long. RefSeq lists its product as uncharacterized. Bases 1 to 2523 code for a protein of 840 amino acids. The record is from RefSeq and is a predicted model, not a curated record. Lineage: Eukaryota; Viridiplantae; Streptophyta; Magnoliopsida; Malpighiales; Euphorbiaceae. The transcript is spliced from 8 exons. Gene Ontology annotation, biological process: regulation of DNA-templated transcription.
AUGACGGAUAACGAGUAUAAUUCGUCGGGAAACGAGUAUCGACAUUCGGAAACAAGUUUUUCCGGCUUUUCUGGGGUUGAUUUAGAAGAUUAUGGCGGUGAUGGAAUUGAUUACAGCGAUUGGUUUAAGCUAGAUCAUGGGUUUGAUAGUGAUGUUGAAGCAAUUACUUGGGCUAAGAGUACUGCUAUAAAGAUUGGAUUUGAAUUAGUCAUUUCGUCACAUAAGAACGAGGGGAAAAAGAAGCUUCUACGAUGUGCUCGGGGUGAGCGUUACAGAGGUUCAUUCACAGAUUCUGAUUCCUUCGUACGGAAAAAUACGAAGACAAAAGCGUGUAAGUGCAAAUUUAAAAUUAUUGUCAAAUUAGGAAAGACUGCAUGGUUUAUACUUACAGAUCCUGGUAUUUCGAGUACACACAACCAUGCUCUAGCUGUGUAUCCUGAAGGAUACCGUCAGAUGAGUGGGCUGAGUGGCGAGGCGAAAGAAAUUGUGCGAGAUAUGACUGCGGCACAAGCGAAGCCGUGUUCUAUCAUGGCAGCUUUAAAAGAUAAAGUACCAUCUGACAACCCUAGAAUAAAGCAAGUGUACAACUAUAGAGAGACUUUGAGAAAGUCUAGCUUUGAGGGUAGAGAUGUGGUUGGUGAGACUACUUCGUACGUACUACUGGAUCAUCGGCAUGGACUCCACGUACAAGACGAACAAGUACAAGCUGCCUUUUUUGAGAUUAUUGGAAUGACUCCUUGCAACAAGAACUUCAUAAUUGCAUAUGCAAUUAUGAAGGAUGAGACUGAAGGGAGCUACAGAUGGGUAUUGGAGAGACUGGGGUGCUUGAUUGGGGAACAUAUUCAUCCGAGCGCUAUUCUUACUGAUCGAGAAUUGGGGCUUAUGAGACCAGUGUCAGAGGUUUUCCCACGUUCUUCUCAUCUACUAUGUACGUGGCACAUAAAUAAGGACGUAGAAGAUAGAGUGUACAGAAUUAGUGGGAAAAACCAAGAGUUUGCUGAAAUUUUCAAGAAUAGUACAUGGAAGAAAAUUAUCAGAGCGCCAAGUUUUGAUCAAUAUAACAUAGCUGUGGAGCACUUCAGAGAUCGGUUUAAAGGUUUUCCAGGGUUGAUACAGUACAUUGAGGGGACUUGGAUGGGACACAGAGAGAAGUUCGUAUCUUGCUGGACGGACUUAGUCCUACAUUUUGGAAACACCACCACAUGUAGAGUCGAGAGCGCACAUGCUCAGCUUAAGCAGUGGCUCAACUCUAGCACCGGUGCUCUGGACACAGUCUGGACGAAGGUCGACAAAGUUAUACAGUCGCAGCUGAUAGAUAUCCGCAAAACACUUGAGGACUCCAGACGGACUAUUGGCGUACAUCGACGCGGUUUUCCAUUUGACAAGCUCUCAUGCAGAGUGUCGCAUUACUGUCUGGAUUUAAUAUCGAAAGAACUAAGGCGUAUGCGAGAUUUGAGUACCGAUGUCUACGAUCGCUGUGGUUGUGUGGUUAGAUCAACACAUCAGAUCCCCUGUGCAUGUGAGCUGCGAGCGGUGGUCGAUUCAGGUAACCCGAUCAGCCUUGACAGUAUACACCCGUUUUGGACGAAACUUGUUAUUCUCGGCGAUGGGUUGGACGCAUCUGCGCAACCCGAUUUUGCUGGUUUUCAGACUGAGGAACAUCAGUAUUUUCACGAGGUCGCCGAGGAGGUCAUGACUAAGGAUCCUUCAGUGUUGCGUGAUAUUUCUCGUAUUGUUCGAGAGCGACUUCACCCCGAAGACUUAGGCUACAUGGAACCAGAAGUUAAAACAAAUGUCAAAGGUCGACCAAAGGGGAGCAAAUCAACGAAGCGGGAUCCGAGUCGUCAUGAGUACAAGGACCGUGUACCUGGUCGUCCUAAAUCUUCCAAAGCUCAGAAAAAUCGUACAUCCGCGUCAGCUGGUUUGCAAAAUGCGGAGGUUAUUCCAGGAUUCCUUUUACCAUUCGUUGACGAGCUUGUGGACGUGCGUGGAGACGGCAACUGUGGAUUUCGCGUGGUGGCAGACCACAUAUAUGGUGACGAGAAGAUGUGGGGAAUGACUAGAAUGAACAUUGCAAACGAAAUCUCCGCCCACCCUUAUCGAUACGAGGGUAUUUUCAUUGAUGGGUUGCAAGCGGCCAUUACACGUAUUAGCUGGGAAGGCGGAGAGUGUGGCCCUAGCUACUGGAUGCAGGUAUUGGAUGACUUGUUCCCUAUUGCCACUAUCUUCAAUGCAGCUGUUAUUUACAUACAAGGCGGGACGCUACAACAGACUCGGUUCUCUUCGUUUACUGUUCUGCCUUUGCAUUCCUCUGAGGUUCACUCACGACCAUCCAAGGAGAUAGUGAUAUUGUAUAUUAGUGGACGCGCACAUUUUGUUAGGUUGAAUUUGCAGGAUAAUUUUCCUGUCCCACCAAUUCCCACGCUGUGGUUCCAGCACAGGGACCAUACUGUUCAGUCUUGGCAUACUUUAUAUGCUAAUAGGAGAGAGCAAUGGGAUAGUUUGAUAGGUAUGGCAGAUUGAGUUGAUUGUAAAAUGUUUAUUCGGUAAUUAUGCUGAUUGUGUGUUUUAUUAUUAUACGUGUAAUAUUUUUGAA